AUGGGUGACGUCUACAGAGAGACCCGCACUUAUCGCGAGCACGACCGGGAUCGCGGCGACAGCUCUUCAGACGAGGAGGACUACCGUUCCGCAACUGUUCAUCGCUACAAGGUGACCCCCAGCAGACCCGGCCAGUACGGGCGCACCACCACCGAGAGAAUCGUCACCGAGGUUGACGACGACCGCCGUUCUCGCACCUCCACCUACGGUCGCACUUCCGGCGACCUGUUCGAGACUGACCGUCGCUCCAACGCGUAUACCGGAGAUCGCUCUCGCUUCUAUGAGCCUGAGCGCGGUCGAGAGAUGCCGCCGCCUCCCCCCGGCCCUCCGCGAGAUGUUAGGUCACCCCGCGAAUUCUAUCCGCCGCCGCCGCCGCCACCACCACCCGCGUCGGACCGUCCCAGAGUCACCACCUACGAGACGAAGGAGGUCGAGCGGGUUGAGCAAGAUUGGGACCGGCGCUCUCGCUUUGACGGUCCGCCAUUUGAAGACGAGGUCAAGGUCGAGAAGCGCAUUGAACGCCGCGACAACGGGGACUACCGCGUCGAGAAGCGAGUAGAGGAGCACGUCGACGACCGCGAAGGCUGCGAAGUCGAGCGCUAUCGCAAAGAGACCGAGUACUACACCCCCGUUGACCCUCCGCCUGCGCCUGCCCCCGUCAUCAUCCGCCAGCGCGCUCCGGAGCCACAGCAGAUCAUCGUCCAAGAGGCAGCCCCUCCCGCUCCCGUCAUUAUUCCCCGCCGAGAUCCUGGGGUCGUCGUUAUCCGAGAGAGGGAGCAGCCUCGCGAACUCAUCAGAAGAGAGCCACACGAGGAGGAACACUACUAUCGCCACGAGAGACGAGAUGUUGGCCGUGGUGGUCGCGACUAUGCCGUUGAGCGAUAUGAUCGCCGCCGUCGCGAUCAUGACCACUAUAGCGACGAUGAAGAUUACUACGUCCGUCGCACUGUUGUGCGCCGUCGCGAGCGAAGUGAGAGCCCCCAUCACAAGCGCCACCUGGCAGAAGGCGCUCUUGCUGGCGCUGGUAUCACGGCCUUGAUCAAUAGCCGCCGAGAUGGAUACGGCGAUCUUCCGGAGAACCGAGGCCGAAAGGUGAUUGCGGGCGCUGCCCUCGGUGCUCUCGGUACUGAGGCCCUCCGGAGGGCGCACAGCGCCUACGAGGACCGAUGGCAUGACGAUGACGAGUCUCCCGAUCGACACUCCCGACUUAAGCAAGGCCUCGGAAUCGCUGCUGUGGCUCUCGCCGCUGCUGGCGCUGCCAAGUACUACCAGGCAAACAAGGUUGAAAAGGAGGAGGCGCACCGUGGUCGCAGCCGGGGUCGCGGUUACUCUGACGACGACUACUCUCGAUCUCGUUCGCGAUCUGUACGAUCUGUACGAUCCGUCAGGUCAACCAAGAGCAAGAGCAGCCGUCGCCGUAGUUUGUCGACUGCUGCCAAGGCAGCUCUGGGUACCGCUGCCACUGCAGGCCUCGUGAAGCAUUUGCGCAACAAGUCCAAGUCGCGAUCUGAAUCUCGCAGCCGCUCUCGCUCCCGCAGCAAGUCCCGUCUCCGUCGCGGCGCGGAGCUUGCUGGGGCCGCCGCAGCCGCCGGCGUGGCUAGGAAGGUGUGGAAGAACCACAAGAACAAGAAGGAAAACGAGAAGGAUUAUAGCAGCAGCAGCGACGAUGAGUACUACCGACAGCGGGGUUCGCGCAGCCGGAGCCGCAGCAGGUCGAUGGCCCGAUCCAACCGUACAGAGCGCGCCACUGAUCCUGAGCUAGGCUUAGUUGAAUACGGCAACGACCCGCUCGAGCCGUCGCGCCCUGCGUCGCGAGGUUACGAAUCUGAAGCGGGAGAGCGAAGACGCAGGCGACGUAGAAGACGUGACCGUGACGACUCACGAUCCUCUUCAGGGUCGGAUAAUCAUGAAAGGAAGCGUAGCAAGAGCCGGUUGCGAGAUAUGGCGGCCGCUGGAGCUGCGGCCAUCGGAAUCAAGGAAUACAAGGAUAAGAAGGAUAGAGAGAAGAGGGAGCAGAGGUCACGAGAGCGUCGUCAAGAGCGGGAGAUUGAGCGAGAGCGAGAGCGAGAUCGUGGUCGGGAUCGUGAUGGAGACCGGGACCGUGAUGGAGACCGGGACCGGAGCCGGAGCCACAGGUCCAAGUCCCGGGAGAACGGGAGACGCACCGAGUCUCGAGAUGACCGACCCUUUGAUGACCGUCGUACGCAAUCGCCACCGAUGGCCUCUGGGGGCGCCUACUACCCGCCUUAUCCCACAGACGCAGCUCCCGCACAGGGAGGAGCUGGGUUCCCUUCAUAUCCAAACACGCCGAGUGACUUCCAGCCUUAUGUUCCGCAAGACUACACUGGCUAUCCUCCACCCCCGGCAGGGGGCACCUUUCCACCUCCGCCGCCUCCGCCGCCUGGCCCGCCUCCUCCCCCAGGACAUCCUCCCUCGGGCGGUCGAAUCCUGCCUGAUCAAGUGAGUCACUCUCCCCAAAGCCUCUUUGGCUCGCGAGGGAUAGACGAGGCUGCCGUAGUCCCCGACGAGGCACGAUCAUCUAGCGCCAAGUCCGUGAUCUUCAUACCCAUGUCGCCUACGAGUGAAAUGACAAUGGAGAGGCACCACCGUGAACAAGCUGAGGCAGCGGCGGUCGAAGAAGAACGCCGACGAGUAGAACAGGAGGCUUCGGACAAAGAACACGGGCUAGUGCCAUUCCGUCAACGGCGGCGUCGUCGACAGUCCUCCUCGCCAUCAUCUUCUUCUUCGUCCUCCGAUGAUUCUAUCAGUGGCCGUAGACGGCGGCAUGGAGACGAUGACUCAAGCUCGGAUGGAGCAGUUGAGAUGCUGCCUGAUCGGUUCGACCAGGAGGGCGAACGACUCGACGGCCGAUCUGCUACCCACCACAGAUGGACUAGUCGGAGGGGCGACUUUGAGUAUCGCCCUCAACAUCGCGGAGGCUUGAAUGUCCGUGGAGCAUGGCAGGUCGCCGGGACUGAUGGCGAGAUGGUGGAGCGGUUGAUGCGUGGUGUAUCAGGCGCUUUGGAGGGCAGGAAAAGCUGGCUAGGCGUAUUGGGAGAUGUAAUCGGAAGCCUGGAGGGACCGAGGAGUCAAGCUGCGAUUAGGGACAACGGCAGGAACGAGGACAGGAACAGGGACUCUGAUGAUGACGAUUCUGAUGAUGACAAGCGAAGGCGAAGGAAAGAAGUGAGACGACGGAGGUGA
This is a messenger RNA of Ilyonectria robusta, 3204 nucleotides long. RefSeq lists its product as uncharacterized. The coding region runs from base 1 to 3204 and encodes 1067 amino acids. The transcript is spliced from 3 exons. NCBI's taxonomy places the organism in Eukaryota, Fungi, Ascomycota, Sordariomycetes, Hypocreales, Nectriaceae. The record is from RefSeq and is a predicted model, not a curated record.